AUGUUAAAGCAGAAUAAGGCUUAUGGGAAGUUAUGGCAGAGUAUGAACUCUCUUAUACGUGUGAACCACUCGCAGACUGCACUACGAUAUCAUUCAAGCAACGGCUCUAUAUGUAAAACUGAUGUGGAACAGAUCCAAGAGGCUACUCCUGAACAUAAAAACCCUAUAGGUCACUAUCCAGAAAAUGAGAUCAAUACUGUACAAUCAGAACCAUACAUAAAACCAAAUAGUGGCCAAAAACUGCAGCCAGAAAAUGAUCACUUUCUAGUUUUGGAUCCGCAACAAACGGGUAUUUUAAAGAAAAGAAGCAUACCUACGUAUUUCAAACAAAACCAACAAAAGAGACUGAGCAUAUUGCAAGGUAUGGAAAUUAAUCCGAGCUUUUCUGCUAAAGGUUCGAAUGCGAAGAAGAACAGUGCAACCGCUAAAAAAUUCUCCUCUGACGACCUCUUACGAGCAAUUGAACAUCAAAGGAAGAAUUUAUUAGAAUUUGAAAGUUUAGUUUCCAAUGAUCAACUACAGAAGGCCAUUCAUGAUAUGAAACCGAUAAGUUCUGCAUUAAAGAUGUCACAAAAGAGAUACGAACAAUUAAAGAACUCGUUAGAAAUUGCAUAUACCUUGCCUCAGUUAAAACAGUAUUGUAAACGUUAUAACAGCUACAAAACUUCGAGGCUUUCGAAGAAAAAGUUGAUCCAGAAGAUUAUGGAUGAAUUCUGGGAAUGCCAGAUAGAUGAAUCAGUUAAUGAAUUAGAUGACUUAAUCUUGGAACAAGUGAUGGAUGUUACACAAAGAGAUAUGUAUUUGUUGUUGCUGACUGAUAACGGUAAAAUAUUGCAGAAUUUGGCUCGUAUCGGUGCGACUAUAGCUGCUGUAUUAGCAGAAAAUAAGAUUAUUGUCCGCGGCACAAGACCUAUGAUUAGAUAUGUUGAGGUUUCUAUUGCUAAUAUUUUGAAUAAUAUCAGUUCGCAAUAUGUCUCUAUGCAGGAUUUUAUUGAGGAGCACUCUGAAAUUGAUAAGAAUAAGACUAGCUGCCAGUUCACACCACAACAAAUAAUAGAAUUAGUACAAAAAGAAGGUUCCUCAUAUUUUGAGGAAGUCUCUGAUGAAAAUGGCAAGGAUAUCUUUUUGUUAAGUGCACUAGGAGAAAAGAGGGUUGCAACCUCCAAAAAGCUAUUGCUUUGGGCGUUAGAUUACAAACCGCAGGUAACUCAAGAUGUAAUAUUUUGUGGUAGUCAGGAUAAAAACAUGUUAUGCUACGCCAAAUAUCCAGUAUCCAAUACAGAUUGGUUUGAUUGGAUCUCUAAAAAGGAGAACUGGUUCAGGUUGCAAAGAAUUCGUCCUAAGAAUCCUGUGGACGCGUCUAGUACGGAACCACGACAACUGGUCCUUUCAGAUGACACGGUUAAUAAAGUUCACCUAUUUUGCAUCGAAGAAAAAGCCAAUAACGUUUCUCCUAUAACCAAUAAUGCUGCAGAAUCAAAAUCUGUCAGUGUAACUUUGGGGCAAAUCCUCACAAACGAACAUGACUCUAAACAGCUAUUUCAGGCUCAAAUUCCACAAACGAGUACGAAAAUCUUAAAACUUCCUCUUUAUGAUGGAUUAGCAUCUCCAGACGAGUUGUUUAACGUAGACCAACAUCAGUAUUUCAUCCAGCUAAAGUUUAUCCCAGAAUUGUCAGCAUUGAACUUUAAGCACAAUAUCCCGCCCUUGGAGUUGUGGUUUGCAUUGAACGACGAAGACGGUGUUGAAAAGGACAGUAUCCGCUGUAUCAAUCACUUAGAAGAGAGAUCUAUGAUAUUACAGGCUCCGGAACUAUAUCACGAUUUUAAAAUUACCAUGGAUCAUGUCUCUGAAAUGGUGCCAUUAGAAAGAGAAGAAAAAAUGAACUGGAUUGAAGAACACCAACCUGGGUUGAAAGAAUAUUUGGACAAAAUGAGAUUAGAUCUGAAUUCAAAAUAUCAAUCCAGAAACCAAGUACUUCCUGAGGAACUUUCAUUAAAUAUAAAAUUAGAGAACGGUGAAAACACAUAUGCUAAAUACAGGUACUUGACCAUGAACUAUCGCAGAGUCCUGAACUUAAAGUACAUGGAUAAACAUUUGGUCCAAUUUUCCAAUGUGAACGGAGGAAAUCUUGGUGGAACGUUUUCUCAGAUAGAAUUCAUAGGAGGAGAAUUAUUAGACUACCACAAAUUUAGCUCCUUUAUCAAGGAUGUUACUAGGUUUCACUAA
Messenger RNA from Eremothecium cymbalariae DBVPG#7215, 2229 nucleotides. RefSeq names its product Sls1p (gene SLS1). The transcript has a single exon. NCBI's taxonomy places the organism in Eukaryota, Fungi, Ascomycota, Saccharomycetes, Saccharomycetales, Saccharomycetaceae. Bases 1 to 2229 code for a protein of 742 amino acids. Gene Ontology annotation, cellular component: mitochondrial inner membrane. The record is from RefSeq and is a predicted model, not a curated record.